AUGCCUGCCCUAACGAGCGUACAACAACUCCAAAGAUCAACAUCACAAAGACCGCCAAAAAACGAAGAAGUACUCGCAACCUCAAAAUUCAGUCUCGACCUCCUUCUCGACCCCAUUCCCGACCUAGGUCUCCCAUCUGAAAUCAAAGCGCACAUUUUUAAUUACCUCCAUGUCAAAGAUGCGGGGUCCUUAAGAUUGAUAUCUCGAGCUUGGGCUGUCACCGGGACUGAGAGACUAUUCAGAGAUGGCUUCAAGCUUUACCCUCAUUGUCAACCAACAGAUAUGGAUAGGCUGCGCAAUGUAUCCGAAUGUCCGCAUCUAGCUCAAACCAUCAAGUCGAUAAUCAUAUUUCUGGAUUCAAGUGAUGCGAGAAAAUGGACUUUUUAUUUUUCAGAUGCGAGAGAAAUUCUUCGGAGACGAAUCGCUAAUGAACCUGGCUUCUGUGAUCCCGUUCACUUGGCAAAAGCUUUCAGUAAUCUUACUAAUUUCAAAAGCCUCACGAUUACCUCACUUAGCUAUCCGCUUUCGGAAGAUAUGUUUCAAUCGACGGCAACUUGGAUUCCCAGUUGGAAUUCCACAAUUGAAGAAGAGCGAACACAAUUCAUGGCAGAUGAUUUGUCUCAAUGGUAUUACACUUCGAUAGUAGCAGCGAUCAAUGCGGCUGGUGUGGCACUUUCAUUUGUUGAAUUUGAUUGUCUACCCAUGGAUUGUUUAUCAUCCCAGGAACUGGGAUCUCCUCCUUUUAUUCCCCUACAGCCCUCCCUGCAUCGACUUUGUCUUUUAUCUGAAUGUUCUGGCCACCCAUACAGAUCUCUCAAUGGUCUAGUCACCUCCCUCGAGCAAUUGUCAAUUGGAUUUUGGGACUAUGGAUUACAUCCUGGCAGGAUUCACUUGUUGCUCAAAGGAUCAUCGACCUUUUGA
This is a messenger RNA of Botrytis porri, 921 nucleotides long. RefSeq lists its product as uncharacterized. The record is from RefSeq and is a predicted model, not a curated record. The coding region runs from base 1 to 921 and encodes 306 amino acids. The transcript has a single exon. Gene Ontology annotation, molecular function: protein binding. NCBI's taxonomy places the organism in Eukaryota, Fungi, Ascomycota, Leotiomycetes, Helotiales, Sclerotiniaceae.